This is a messenger RNA of Cryptotermes secundus, 2163 nucleotides long. RefSeq names its product protein Skeletor, isoforms B/C (gene knk). The record is from RefSeq and is a predicted model, not a curated record. The transcript has 13 exons. NCBI's taxonomy places the organism in Eukaryota, Metazoa, Arthropoda, Insecta, Blattodea, Kalotermitidae. The coding region runs from base 81 to 2126 and encodes 681 amino acids.
GUGUCAGUCUGAGAGUCUGUGGAUAAGUGAACAGCUGGAACAUCAAGACGGCAAGAAGAAAUGCUCUUUUCCAUUCAUUCAUGCCAAAUAUGAGAUUUAAACAUCGAAUAUUAUUCAGUGUGUUGAAUAUAUUUUUAUUAGUAAACAAUGUAAUCUCAGAGGAUACGGAGGUAUACAAGGGGAAGUACCUUGGCAAGAUUAAUUCUUAUCAUCACCAGGUGACAGGUGACAUUUAUGCUGUAGAUGAGUACACAUUUCUGCUCACAAACUUCAACUAUGAUGGUAAUGGAGCUGACACAUUCUUCUGGGCAGGUGCUUCGAACCGUCCAGGACCACAAGGCUUUAUAGUUCCAGAUGAAUAUGGAAAGACAAACGUAUUGGACCGUUAUUUUAAUAAAGACUUCACUCUGACCUUACCUGACAACAAGAAAAUCACUGAAAUCAAGUGGUUUGCUGUGUACGACCUCUCAAGUCAGAACACUUUCGGAGAUGUCUACAUACCAGAAGAAUUUGAGCCACCCACAACCCAGAAGAUCUCAAGGCUCACAAGUCACUCCCAUGAUGUGGAGUCAGAAACCAUCGAGAUUAUCGAUGCAAAGACAAUAAAGAUAUCACAGUUUACGUAUAAUGGUGGAGGAAAAGAUACAUACUUCUGGGUUGGACUUGGACCACAGCCUUCUUCUAAAGGCACCAAAGUUCCAGAUGAAUAUGGAUAUCUUGACCCUCUGCGAACAUACAGCAAAGAAGACAUUAUACUUCAGCUUCCAGGGGAAUGGACCAUUUUUGAAAUUGACUGGUUCAGUAUAUUUGAUGUUGAGAGCAAGCAGAACUAUGGAUCUGUGAUCAUCCCAGAUGGUCUGAAUGUGCCUCCCUCUCUUGUUAAAGUUGUGCCGCACACAAAUGCUCUGCCAAACUGUUUCCAAUUACACAAAGACAUUCAAGUGAGCUGGGAGAUAUUUGGUCCUCAGAUUACCAUUCAACUUGCUGGGCAAGUUGCUGAAGAUGAGUACAUGGCUUUUGGGCUGAGUGCUGCUGAAAACAAGAGUGAAAUGAUUGGUUCUGAUGUUGCGAUCGCAUAUAUAGAUGGCUACUUGGGUUAUGCUACUGAUUACAACAUCACAGCUAAAGCUCCAUGUGGGAAAGUCCUGGGGCAGUACAAAGGUGUCUGUAAGGAUGAGCUCCUUGGAGGUAUUGACAACAACCAGUUACACACUGCUGUACGGGAGAGUGGUAUUAACAUCAUUACUUAUCGGCGCACACUUAUAUCAUCUGAUCCUGGAGACAAGGAAUAUCCCAUAGAAGGAUCAUCCUAUGUGGUGUGGGCUAUUGGGCGGUUGAACCAUAACAAGGAACCCAUGUUUCAUGAUGUUUACCCCAAGGGUAAUGUGCAAAUUGAACUGAACAGAAAGGAGAAAGAAAGCAAUUGUUUUGCUUUCACUCGAACUCAUGAGAGUUUCAGGGAACCUUGGGAUAAGAGCCAAAUUUUUGAUCGAACAAUCCGCACUUUUACAGCAAUUCUAGGACCAUCUGCAGGGAAGAGAGGCUACCAAGGAAUUACUGGCAUGACUUCCACUGGACUGGCAUGGUAUGUAAAUGGUUACUUAAUCCCCGAGUUGUGGCUGCGUAGAGGGUUAACUUAUGCUUUCAAAGUGUAUGGUGGUAAUAAUCCACAUAGUGCUGAGACUUAUCACCCCUUCAUCAUAACUGACGAACCUCAUGGAGGAUUUGACAGGCUCAGUGAAGAGGCUCAGAAAAAAGUGAGGGUCCUGGCAGGUGUAGAAUUCACGAGAAGGGGACAACCACGCCCCACUGCAGCGGGACCUUUGUGCAUUGCACGGCACAAUGGAAGGGAUAGAAGACUGGAUGAUGACUUUCCAACAUUUAAGAAGUUCAAUCGCUCUCUGGUGUUCUCGUGUGAUGAAGGUGAACCAGCCAUCUUGGAAGUGACACCCAACACAACGUGGCCAGAUGUUGUGUACUAUAACAGUUUCACACAUGCCAACAUGGGCUGGAAGAUUCACAUUGUGGACAGCUAUACAAGUGCCAGCAGAUCUCUCCCAUCCAUCCAAAUGUCUGUACAAACUGUGAUAGUCAUGUGUGCUUUUGCAAUAUUUGCAGCACUGUAGCACAUGUUUUUGAAAUGAUAAAUACACUGUCCUAACA